This is a messenger RNA of Acanthochromis polyacanthus (spiny chromis), 943 nucleotides long. It is a transcript of the gene myl6, whose product is annotated as myosin, light chain 6, alkali, smooth muscle and non-muscle. The transcript has 6 exons. Bases 151 to 606 code for a protein of 151 amino acids. Gene Ontology annotation, molecular function: calcium ion binding; structural constituent of muscle. The record is from RefSeq and is a predicted model, not a curated record. Lineage: Eukaryota; Metazoa; Chordata; Actinopteri; Pomacentridae. Gene Ontology annotation, cellular component: myosin II complex.
GCGGCUCUGAAUUCGAGGCCUGUGAUUGGCUGUUGCUAAUAAAUCUCGGGUGGCAGCAUCACCAAAAAAACCGGAACUCGCUGAAGUCCUCAGAGCUCAGCGAAGAUUCAAGCGUCUCAGCUGUCUGUCAUCUAAAUACCAAAACCAGACAUGUCUGACUUCUCAGAGGAUCAGAUCAUGGAGUUCAAGGAGGCCUUCCUGUUGUUUGACCGAACAGGUGAGGGGAAGAUCACCUACAGCCAGUGUGGUGACGUGAUGCGAGCCCUGGGACAGAACCCAGUCAAUGCCGAAGUGCUCAAAGUCCUCGGAAAUCCCAAGUUAGAAGAAAUGAACCACAAGAUGCUGGAUUUUGAACAGUUCCUGCCAAUGCUUCAGGCCAUUGCUAAGAACAAGGACCAGGGCUCCUUUGAAGACAUCGUGGAGGGCCUACGUGUCUUUGACAAGGAGGGAAAUGGCACAGUGAUGGGAGCAGAGCUGCGUCACGUCCUCACCACACUAGGUGAGAAAAUGACAGAAGAAGAGGUGGAGACUCUUUUAGCGGGACAUGAAGACGCCAACGGCUGCAUUAACUAUGAAGAACUCGUCCGGAUGGUGAUGAGUGGUUGAGGGUUCCAGAAACACACUUCCAGCUUUAACUUUAUUCCUGAAUAUUUUUUUGUAUUUGCUUGUGUUGUUUUGCCCUUCCAUCCAUGUCGUCCUACCUCCAACAAGUCUGUGUUUUGUUGCUGUAGACUCCUGAUAUUUUUUUUUUUAAGUGCCUUUUCUGUCUAAUGUGAAGAGACCGUUUCAUCUAACUUUCCAAACAUUAUUCAGCCUCGCAGGCACAAUCAGCAGUAGUUCCCCCUGUCAGUCUUGUCAACAGUUUGUUUUUCUUUUGGAUGGAUAUGAUAAUGUGACAUGUUACACUGAAUAAUAUUGAAUAAAAAUCCUGGUUUACAAAGCA